AUGGGAGCUGGCGGCAGUUUGCGAGUUCUUGUCUGCUUUAUGCUGACACGAAUAUUUGCGGAGAAAACUCCUCUAUAUAUUGGCGGUUUUUUCCCAAUGAGUGGACCCAACUCGAACCUGGGACUGACCACUCUUCCCGCCGUCCAGUACGCCAUUGACAUGGUGAACAACAGGACAGACAUCCUCCCCGACCACGAGAUUGUGUUGGUGUGGAAUGACACGCAGGGUAGUAACGCUGAGAGCAUAAAGCUCCUAUUCGACCUCAUCCAAACCCCUCCGAAGAAGCUGAUGCUGCUUGGACCGGUCAUGCCCAAGAUGGCGGCACAUGUAGCUGAAGCUGCCACAGCCUGGAAUUUACUACAGAUGUCGUUCGGAGCUCGGACACCAGACCUCAACUGCCGAACUCGUUUCCCCUACUUCUACCGAACUCUGGGACCGGAUCAGGUGUUCAACCCAGCCAAGGUGGCGCUCUUCAAACAUUUCCAAUGGAAACGAAUCGCCUGUUUGUACGAAGACGACAAGUAUCAAGUUUAUUCAACGGCGAAGAGUCACUUCAUGGAUCUAUGGAAAGCUGACGGUAAUGAGAUUGUGGCGUCUGAGUGUAUAACAGACACUGGUGCUUCUCUGGACAUACUUAAGCAACGUGAUGCCCGGGUAAUCGUGGCCAACAUACCAGUCAGCAAAGCCAGGCAGGUGUUCUGUGAGGCAUAUACACGGGGGAUGUGCGGGAAGAAGUACGUGUGGGUGAUGCUGGGGUGGGAGGCCGGCAGCUGGUGGAACGACCCCUCCCUCCCCUGCAACUGCACGGCCGAGCAGAUCAAGGAGGUCACUGACGGCAUGAUAAUGAUGGACUUCAUGCACAGCGAUGUAGGAACACAGGAGGCAUUUGACGUGAAUCCGACUGAUUUCGAAGCAUUCAUACGCCAGAAGUCAUCCCGUUACGACAAGUACGCAAGCUACGCCUUCGAUGGGGCCAUGAGCCUGCUAUUGACUCUCGACCAAGCGGCAAAGGAAAACGUAACUCUUGAGACCUUCUGCUACAAGAACGAAACGUAUGUGCGUACGUUCACCCGUAUCAUGUCGGAUCUGGUGUUCUAUGGACUUACGGGUAAAAUAGCUUAUGACAAUAAAGGGAACAGAAAGGGGCACACUUCCAUCACGCAGCUACAAGGUGAGUCCCAUCUCCAUCAGUCAUCCAACAGUAGUUCCUUGUGA
This is a messenger RNA of Haliotis rubra (blacklip abalone), 1215 nucleotides long. Its product is annotated as gamma-aminobutyric acid type B receptor subunit 1-like. Gene Ontology annotation, molecular function: G protein-coupled GABA receptor activity. Lineage: Eukaryota; Metazoa; Mollusca; Gastropoda; Lepetellida; Haliotidae. Gene Ontology annotation, biological process: G protein-coupled receptor signaling pathway; gamma-aminobutyric acid signaling pathway. The record is from RefSeq and is a predicted model, not a curated record. Gene Ontology annotation, cellular component: membrane; G protein-coupled receptor heterodimeric complex. The coding region runs from base 1 to 1215 and encodes 404 amino acids. The transcript has 9 exons.